CCCCAUUUAUAUAUUUUGUGUCUCUGAUCUCUCCAUAUUUUUUUUUGAGACUUUUUGGAAUUUUCUUUCAGAGUAAAAAGGACUUUCCUAUAAGGGUGCAUCACAGAUUUCGUUGUGCGUAAGUUUCAAAAUUUUCCUGUUAGUUGUGUUCAAUAAUCAUUCUACCAUUUCACAAAUAUGGAUGUAAUGGGGGACUAUAGUAAAGGAAAAAUUAAAGGUCCUAUUAGUAUAACAUCAGCUUUAACUUCAGCAUUUCUUGAAUGGUUGCUCAUGAUUUUUCUGUUUAUUGACGGUGGUUUCGCCUACUUAGUCACGAAGUUUGCCCAGUAUUGCCGAUUGCAAGUUCCAUGUUUGCUUUGCUCAAGACUGGAUCAUGUUCUUGGCAAGGAAAGAGCUGGAUUUUACUGGGAAUUAAUCUGCCCCAAUCAUAAGUAUAGGAUAUCUUCAUUAGUUCUUUGUCAUAAUCACAAUAACCUUGUUGAUGUUCAUGGGAUGUGUGAGAGUUGCCUUUUCUCGUUUGCCACAGUAAAUAAGUCGAAUGCUGAAACCUACCGAUUGCUGGUUGGAAAACUGGGGGCAGAGCCUCACCUAACUGAUGAGGAUCCUUUACUCGAGGAGAAAACAAAGAGUUCGUCAGGAGUAAGAAAAUGUUAUUGCUGUAAAGAGGAAUUUGUUACCGGAGGAUAUGCUCAAAAAUUGUUCAAGAUUACAUCUUUGUGUGCUGACACAGUUGAACUCGAUGCACCUUUGUCUGUGACUAAUGGACAAGAGAGGGGUGACAGCAAGGAGAUUGAAAAUGAGGCAUCGACAUCAGUCUUUGUUCCUUCACCUCGUUUGGAGUACAAAAAGGUAAAGGUUAUCUCUGAUUCUGAAUCAGAAGCUGCACACUCGGAUAGUGAUAGUGCUAGUCCUCUAAUCCGUGCAAGGGACUAUUCCUUAGACUAUUUAUCUGAUAGAUGCUUGCAUCCAGAACCUCAAAUUUUUACCGUCACUGAUGACUUUGCUACCGAGAAAUUAAUACAUUCGGCUUCAGUGCCUGAACCAUCACUUCUGGAUCCAGAAAUAGACUUAAUGACUAGAGAUUUUUCGGCUAUUGCAACCUCGGCUGCAGUUGUUGGGCUUGGAUCAGAGGAAGUUAGCUGGCCGCAACCUGAACUGAAGGCUGAUGCAUCUGUCCCAUCUGAUCUCAUAAGUUUUGAUGAAGUCAACCUGUUGUCCAAUGUCAAGGAAAAUCUUGUUGAUCUAGCAAGAGAGACCUCAGCAGGUGAGACGGUCUACCAAGUUGUCGAAGAUUGUGGGGAAGUCUCCAGGUCAAAAAGUGAUGAGAUCCCAAAGAGCGAAACAGAAUUGGAUUCUAAACCAGAGCCAAAUGAGAGUAGUUCACAGACAGAUGAUGCUUUUGAUCUAGGUGAUGCUUAUAAGCUGGCCGUUGGAAACAAAGGGAGGCAAUUAUCCGGAAAGUUUUUGGAGCAGAGGUCAUUCAAGGAUUCUACACGAAUGAGUGAAGAUCUAAAGGUCCUACUUACACAACUGUCUGCUGCUCGUGGUACUGAUUCUAUAUUGAGUGAGAUGAGCCCGAGGGUGUCUGUAAAUGGUGAGGAAUUUAGAACUCUUGAAGCAUCUAGCUCUAUUGGAAUGCAGAUACUUCAUCAAAGGAUCUCGCUCGAGAGAAAUGAAUCUGGUUUAUCUCUGGAGGGAAGCACAGUGAGUGAAAUUGAAGGUGAGAGUGUGUCUGAUCGUUUGAAACGACAGGUGGAGUAUGAUAGAAAAUUAAUGGCUGCUCUCUAUAGAGAGUUGGAGGAAGAGAGAAAUGCAUCCUCAGUUGCUGCAAAUCAGGCGAUGGCAAUGAUUACAAGAUUGCAAGAGGAGAAGGCAGCACUACACAUGGAAGCUUUGCAGUGCCUAAGAAUGAUGGAAGAACAAGCUGAAUAUGACAACGAAGCACUGCAGAAUUCAAAUGAUCUUCUUGCGCAGAAGGAGAAAGAGAUCCAAGAUUUUGAAACUAAACUUGAACUUUACAAGAAGAAACUUGGGAAUAUGGCUCUCUUUGAGGAUGCACUCGAGGCAAGUUAUGAUUCAAAUAAAGCUAAGCAAGCUGAUACAAUGUGCAGUGAUGACAGUUUGACUGUUCCUGGCGACGUAAUUGCUCAUAAUCCCACCACCAGCAGUAGAAGUGGUGAGGUCUUGACACCAUUGGGAGUGGAUAACAUAGAUAACGGGAGCCCCUUGCUUGAUUUGGAAAGUGAAAGGGAGCAACUUGUGCUUUGUUUGAACAAAUUGGAAGAAAGGCUCCUUUUGCUCUCUAAGCAUGAGGCUAGUCAAGACUUAGCUAAUGUUAACUGCGAGUUUUCAACAGAAGAAUGGGUUGAAGUAGGUAAUCCAAAAGAAUUGGACCAUAGGGAGUCUUCUAGAAGUAAUGGUGAAAUAGAGGAAAAUGUUCCCCUAGAGUCAAUCACAGACAGAAGCCCUUCUGGUGAAGAAGGAUCUAUUAGCAAGUUUCCAGAAUCACUACAGAAAGGAAGGGAUGGGAGCAAAUCUGGGCAGUGCACUAAUGGAGAUUCUGAGUUAGAGAGUCUGAAAAAUGAGUUAUCAGUUUUGAGCAGCAGACUGGAAGCACUUGGUAUAGAACAUAGCUUUCUUGAUCAUUCCAUCAACUCAUUGAGGAAUGGAGACGAGGGACAUCGAUUGAUUGAAGAGAUAGCUGGUCACUUGCGACAGUUGCAUUUUGUUUUGGAUAGAUCAAGUGGUGAACUUGCGCAUUAAUAAAGAUUAAAUUAAAGAUGAUUCUUUCUCCUAGAGCAUGAAUUGUACAGUUUUUGGGUGAACUCAAGCAUGGUUUCUCCCAUUAGUAGAAGUCUACAAACAACAUUUUAGCUUUGUGUGAUAUGGUUUUUUUCAGUGAUUUUUUUUGCUUUAUUCGUCCUUUUUGAUUCAUUAUUACAUUUGUUUCGAGUAAAGAUUGUUUGUAAAGUUGAAACUCAAUAUCCCUAUAAUUUGAUGUAAAGUUUUGCUAGAGUGGCUUGAAUCAUGAUAUUAAUUUGGUGGAUUAAUGAAUUUGUUGUG
Solanum verrucosum is the source of this 3063-nucleotide messenger RNA. RefSeq names its product myosin-binding protein 1-like. The record is from RefSeq and is a predicted model, not a curated record. Bases 178 to 2763 code for a protein of 861 amino acids. Lineage: Eukaryota; Viridiplantae; Streptophyta; Magnoliopsida; Solanales; Solanaceae. Gene Ontology annotation, molecular function: myosin binding. The transcript has 4 exons.